CAAAAUGGACGAGGAGGAAGCAAAUGAUCCGUUAACUUUCUCACCCUUGGAGGAUGAAGAUAACGAGGAAUUAUCAGACGAUGACGAUGGUUCGACUUCCAGCUCAGAGGAUGCAGAGCGGAACAACAAUACUACGGAGCAACAAAAAACUUCCCGAACUGCGAGCAAGACCGAGCAUAAACCAACCAAGCCAACCAUGGUCAAACUGGAAGAUCAGAUGAACAACGAAAAUCUUGAAAUGUUGCAAAAGAUAUUCGAGGAAGCCGAUGAAGAUGGCGGCGGAGGACUGGAUAUGGACGAGUUUCGCAUGGCGAUGAUCAAAACUAUGGCUGGUAAAGGUGAAGUGCCUGAUGAUAAUCAGCUGGCUAUAAUCUUCAUGAAAGUUGACGCUAACUGCGAUGGAACAGUAGAUUGGGAAGAGUUUUGUUCCUACAUGUUGUUGGAGACUCAGUUAAAAGAUGUGAUGAGCAGUGAAGACAGAGAGAUGGAAUUCCCGAUCCCAGCCAGAGAAAUUCCCAGUUCUCAUCGCGACACAAUCACACGGAUAACAUACCUUCCUAAAUUGUCACAUGGCACUGAUGACCCAACUGACAGCAAUGGGGGAAGAUACGUUUCCGUCAGCAAGGAAGGGACAUUGCACUUCUGGAACAUGGAUUUACAUCCUCAAAAAACUCUGUCAUUAGGGCACGAGGGCAAAGCCAGCAAAAAUGUUUGGAUUACAGACUGUGUUGUGUUGCCAAAUGUCAAGAAGCUUGCUUUAUCAACGGCAGAUAGCGAGAUAGCAUUUUAUGACUGCGCUGCCACUAGUUUUGACAAACAGUACGUGAUCUGUAGUUUGGAUUACUGUGUAUUAACAAUGGAUUACUGGUGCAGCUCAACCAAGUCAAAUGUGGGAAUUUUGUUGUGUGGAGAUGCUGGAGGUUCAGUGAUCUGUUUGAAGUUGAAAUUCAAUGCAAUGACAGGUUGCUUGUUUGACAUGAACCUUGGACAACAGAUUCCUUCCGUAUCUUUCAGAAGAUUUUCCUUAUGGGAAAUUCAGCAAGGGAAACAUUCAAACAUAACACUGUUUCAAUUCAACAAUCUUCACGAGGACUGGAUACGUAAAGUUAGAUAUUACCCUUCGUUGCACUGCUUUAUCUCCUGUGCUACAGCGACCAACACUUCCAUGUACCUCGGAGACGUGGAAAGAAAAACGACGAGCUCUGUGUUUCGUAUCCGCAAAGGCAUCACGUCGUUUGAUUACUGCAAGGAAUGGAACGUUAUUGUAACUGGUGGCCUCGAUCAUUAUGUCCGCCUGUGGAAUCCAUAUGUUACAGCUAAAGCAACAUCGGUGUUAAAAGGUCACAGUUCAGCAGUGACACAUAUCUUAGUGAACAGUGACAAAGGAGAGAUAAUCAGCGCUGCUCAAGACAAGGCUAUCAAGAUAUGGGACAUGCGUGACCUUUGCUGUGUACAAACCAUUCCUGCACGCUCCCUGUUACCAGGCCCUCACGUGAUCUCCAGCCUCUAUUACAACUCAUAUUCUCACUGCAUUUUUGUAGGAACCAACCAGUUAUCAGUCAUUGAGGGUAAAAAGGAUGAACCAUCAGAGGAACAUACCAUCACAAGUCAUUCCAAACCGCUUUGUGCUGCUAUUUAUAAUGAUCUGUUUGAUCAGGUUGUAAGCGCUUGUCAUGAAUCUGUGGUUUGUGUUUGGAGCCUAGAGACAGGCGAGAAAAUCAUCCAAUUUUCCAAUGCUCACGGUAGCUCUGAAAUAACAGCAAUGAGGUUUGAUCCGUCCAAGAGAAGACUUAUAACUGGAGGUAGAGAUGGAACAGUACGGAUAUGGAACUUUAACAACGGCUGCUGUUUGAGCAAAUUACAAGCUGUAGACAAUGAAGAGAUAACAGGUAUCCUGUGUUUUAAACAGAAGAUAAUAACAGUGGGAUGGAACAGAAAUGUGACCAUUUACAAGGAUUGCCGGAACGAGGAUCCGACGGAGGAAGAAGAUCCCCGCGUAUGGCCACAUUUCCAUGAUGACGACAUUCUAUCUGCUGCAAUGUACCCAACUGGUUUAGUGGCCACCUCUUCAUAUGAUGGUCUCGUUAAAGUUUGGAACAUUGAAAGUGGAAGUGUUAACUGUCGACUGCAUGCUUGUGACUAUGGCUUAGAAAGAACACAGUCUGUUAUUCCCGCAGAAGUUAAAAGACUUGUUACUCAUUGUAAUACAGUGACUGAAACAGAGAACAGACUUAAGGAAGAAAUGUCGAGGAACAGAAGUAUUUAUUCAGACAAGAAGAAUCGCCGCUGUACAUCAAUGCAAUCAGUUGGGCGGCUCAAAAACUGCUCCGUGCAAAAGGACAGAUUAGAAAAUUCACAGAGAAGGAAAAGCCACCUUCCAGAUUUAUCACCCUUGAGAUCUCACGAAAGUUAUCAUGAUUCUUCAGUAGACAAGGUUAUUUUUCUAGAAAAGCGCGAAAACAGCUUCACCACGGCUACCCUGAUAACAUCGGGGUCAAACGGCUCCGUAAGGGCCUGGAGUAUCUGUGGCGGAGGUUUACUGGGUUACUUCACUGCUGCACAGGGUAACCAUGAUUCUGUUCUCUCCAUGUCAACUAAUGGUGACAAUAGCAUGCUCAUUACCGGUGACACCGCUGGCUUUAUCAAGCUUUGGGACAUAUCUUGUUACUGCAUAAGUAGCGGCGACCAGAAACCAGCGACACCACAACAAAGGAAACUAUCCCUAGGGAACAGAAGGUACAGCCAGAAGUCGAGCAAAGCAGGAGGAAUCAAUACCAAGCCACCUCCACUGGUCAUUUCAUUCAGAGCUCAUCUCCAGCCAAUUGUUAGCUUAGACUUUGUCGACAACCGCCAGCUUAUCAUUACUGCUUCCAAAGAUGCUUCUGUCAGGUUAUGGACCCAAACAGGAAGAUAUAUAGGAUUGUUUGGUCAGCGGGUAUUAUGGGAUAUAGAGCUAGCAACCGAAGGAUUACAACGACUUCCACCGGAUAUUCAGCGGAUCGCUUCAGCCGAGACCCUCAGAUCUUUGUUGAGUUCUCCUAGACCAAGAUGGAGACUGGCGAUGCAUGUAAUGCGUAUUACGGCCAUUUCUAGGCGUGGAACGCAGUCCACCCUGCAGAGUUCCACAGACAACACAGAUUGGGAGGACGAAUGCGGGCCUUCCAUUGGCCAGUCGCUUAAGAACAUUUUAGGAAAAUUUUACAAGCCAAAGAUUAGACACAAACCCCUUCCACCACUACCGAAACUCAAAUUCAAUCAAGAUCAGAUGAUUGUUUACUCCUGUUUAAAUUUCAAAGAUCUACAAGCUGUUGAGGAACCAAAGACACCAGCCCUACUGUGCAGUCACAACACCAGAAAAAAAUCUUCUUCAGGCCUUCUUCCCCGGAUUGCCAAGACUAGAGGUCAUCGGUCAAACUCUGAUUCUAAACACACCACAUAUUUCAGGGCGCCUGGUAAACAAACACGUGCAAGUACCUUCCGAAAACCACCCGAAAUUUUAAGGCCAUCCUUUAAAAAGUAGAAUACCCACUUGAGAUUGGCAUCAAUUUAAAUUAUAAUGAAUAAAAGUGGCUGAUAUCAUUUUUAAUCG
This is a messenger RNA of Stylophora pistillata, 3589 nucleotides long. Its product is annotated as cilia- and flagella-associated protein 337. Lineage: Eukaryota; Metazoa; Cnidaria; Anthozoa; Scleractinia; Pocilloporidae. The record is from RefSeq and is a predicted model, not a curated record. Gene Ontology annotation, molecular function: calcium ion binding; protein binding.